Molecule: messenger RNA, 1580 nt
Organism: Physella acuta
Lineage: Eukaryota; Metazoa; Mollusca; Gastropoda; Physidae
Product: endonuclease III-like protein 1
Biological process (GO): base-excision repair, AP site formation; base-excision repair; nucleotide-excision repair
Cellular component (GO): nucleus
Molecular function (GO): DNA-(apurinic or apyrimidinic site) endonuclease activity; oxidized pyrimidine nucleobase lesion DNA N-glycosylase activity; DNA binding
Source: RefSeq, a predicted model, not a curated record
UAGAGAUUUGAUAGCUGAUAGAUCUAUCCUAGCACUAGCACACAUAGACCAGACACAAUAAAAUACUUAAAUUAAAAUGUUAAAUAAGAUCUAGAUCUAGAUGUCUAAAUGAUUUGAUAAUAGCUGAAUAAUAAACCGAAAUCAACGGCUAAAUAUAUUAAUCCAGGCCAGAAAUUAACUUAAACAGCAGUGUUUGCGAGCAGGAUUUGCUACAGCCAUCCGUACCCUACACACAAGGCUCAAAAAUUCUCUUCCUAUCAAUUUUCAAUUUUGUUAAAAACAUGCCAAGAAUAACACGGUCUUCCAAGAAUUUUGAGCAGUUAAUUCCAAUUGAUAAAACUGUAUGCCCUGUUCAGGCUUCUAAUUUUAGUUCUGUGAAAUGUUCAAAAAGAAAGCCAUCUCUUUCAAAAAGUAAAGCCAUAGCUUGUGAUCAUUCGCUGACCCAUGUAGAAAACACAGACAAGUUUGCACAUUGCAGUACCUCUUCCUUAUCACCGGGGAAUGAAACUAUUCAACUUGAUAAUACAGCAGGAACUUGCAACUCGAAUAUAAAUACUGAUAGAUCUAAUAAUGUUACACAACUUGAAAUUAAACGACGAAAAUUAAUAAACCAUAUAAAAAUAGAACCAGAAUUAUUAAACGUCAGUGAAAGUUCUUCCAAACUUAAGCAGAGCACUGGAGUUAUAACUAAUAAUAAAGACAUUUCAUAUUGUGAUGUUAAACUGGAAAGAAAUAUUCUUGAAGGCAGUGAACAAAAAUAUGAGCUGGAAAUUGAAAAAAAGGAAAUUCUUGACUCAAGCCUGGAGGGAAAGACUUGGCAGCCAUCAUUAUGGCAAAAACAGUAUUCAAAUAUAGUUGAGAUGAGGAAGCUAAGAGAUGCCCCUGUUGAUGUCAUGGGUUGUGAUGUUAUCAGUGAUAAAAAUGCUGACCCGAAGACUUAUCGCUAUCAAGUACUGCUGUCUCUAAUGUUAUCAAGCCAAACCAAAGACCAGGUUACAUCAGCAGCAAUGAGUCGCCUCAGAGAACAUGGCUGUAACCUGAAUAAUAUCUUGAGUACAUCAGAUGAGUUACUUGGAAAACUAAUAUACCCUGUUGGUUUUUGGAAGAAAAAAGUCAAUUAUAUUAAACAAACUUCAGAAAUACUUGCUUCUAAGUAUGGAGGUGACAUACCCGAUACAGUCAAGGACCUAUGUAGCUUACCUGGAGUUGGGCCAAAGAUGGCACACCUUGUCAUGAAAACAGGCUGGAACACAGUAACUGGAAUAGGUGUCGACACACAUGUUCACCGUAUUUCUAACAGGCUAGAAUGGGUAAAAAAGCCAACUAAGGAUCCUGAGGACACAAGGAAAGCACUAGAAGACUGGCUUCCAAAGGACUAUUGGGUGGAGAUAAAUCAUCUGUUAGUUGGUUUUGGACAACAAGUGUGUCUUCCUGUCAAGCCAAAGUGUAGCAGUUGCUUGAAUAGACUGAUCUGCCCUGUUGGUAAAACAUCUGUCAAGUUGAACAGAGAAACAGAUUUUUAAAUCAGAUUGUUAUAUAAAGUGUUCAAAUCAAAUUCUAUUAAAAACCAGUCCAUGCAA